This is a messenger RNA of Andrographis paniculata, 1045 nucleotides long. RefSeq names its product protein THYLAKOID ASSEMBLY 8-like, chloroplastic. Bases 124 to 921 code for a protein of 265 amino acids. Gene Ontology annotation, molecular function: protein binding. The transcript has 2 exons. The record is from RefSeq and is a predicted model, not a curated record. NCBI's taxonomy places the organism in Eukaryota, Viridiplantae, Streptophyta, Magnoliopsida, Lamiales, Acanthaceae.
AAUGUCAAAACUCAAAACCCCUGUUUCUCUUCUCAUAUCUCGUUCUUGGCUUAAACCCCGUCGUCUCUUCUCGUCUCGUCUCCUAAAGCCCUUCUGCAGACAGAUCGGAGAUUCCCCCACAAUAUGCAAUUUGCAGCCGUAGUCUCAAGAUCAAAGAUUCCGACUCCCGCGUCGACAUCCCUUUUAGCCAAGCUUGUAUUUUCUUUGCAAUCCCUUCGCAGCAGUAACGGCCCUGUUCUAGUUUCUCCAUCUCCAUCACCAUCACCACCUUCCGGAAACUGUGUGUUUCCGCGGGCAUUGGGCUUUGAUCGGGCCUACCACGACGGUAGACCUAGAGGGCCUUUGUGGAGGGGAAAGAAACUCAUUGGAAAAGAGGCGCUCUUUGUCAUCCUAGGGCUCAAACGAUUCAAAGACGAUGACGAGAAGCUUCAGAAAUUCAUCAAAACUCACGUCCUCAGACUUCUCAAGAUGGAUAUGGUCGCCGUUCUGACUGAACUCGAGCGCCAAGAGGAGGUUUCUCUCGCUGUUAAGAUGUUUAAAGUGAUUCAGAAACAAGAUUGGUACAAACCUGAUGUCUACCUAUACAAGGAUUUAAUUGUUGCGUUGGCAAAGCGCAAGAAGAUGGAUGAAGUGAUGAAAUUGUGGGAGGAUAUGAGGAAGGAAGAUUUAUACCCUGAUUCUCAGACGUACACAGAAGUUAUUCGAGGCUUCUUACAGGCGGGUUCUCCUGCUGAUGCCAUGAACAUUUAUGAGGACAUGAAGAAGUCUCCAGAUCUCCCGGAGCAACUGCCGUUUAGAAUAUUGUUAAAAGGACUUUUGCCACACCCCUUGUUGAGGAAUAAGGUUAAACAAGAUUUUGAAGAAAUUUUCCCUGAACAACGUGUUUAUGAUCCUCCGGAGGAGAUAUUUGGAUUGCGAUGAGGUUUGUAAUUUAGUCGAUUAAUCUUUUCUGCUGUUUAGUUUAGAAACUGCAUUUGGGCGAAAAUGUGACUUAUGAAUAUUAUUUAUGUUUUUGUUUCUUCAUUAGAAGGCCUUGCAUUCCCGA